Elaeis guineensis (African oil palm) is the source of this 2354-nucleotide messenger RNA. RefSeq lists its product as uncharacterized. The record is from RefSeq and is a predicted model, not a curated record. Gene Ontology annotation, molecular function: protein binding; snoRNA binding. Gene Ontology annotation, biological process: maturation of SSU-rRNA from tricistronic rRNA transcript (SSU-rRNA, 5.8S rRNA, LSU-rRNA). NCBI's taxonomy places the organism in Eukaryota, Viridiplantae, Streptophyta, Magnoliopsida, Arecales, Arecaceae. Gene Ontology annotation, cellular component: small-subunit processome; Pwp2p-containing subcomplex of 90S preribosome.
AGCAACCCGACGCACGCAACCCUCCAAUCCUUCUUCUCUCCUCAAUAUCGCCUCCUCUCACCGCCUCCCUUCCCUUCCUUCCCUCGCUCCCGCCGGAUCCGGUCACCGCUCAGGAGCCGAAGAUGGCAGACGUCGUCCAGUUCCGGAUGGAGCGCAUGGCCGACGAGCUCGACGACCUCGAGCGGCGCGGCCUCUUCUCCCGCGCCGAGAUCGCCGAAAUCGUCCGCCGCCGGCGGGACUUCGAGUACCGCCUCAAGCGCCCCUCCCCUCUGAAGCAGGACUUCCUCGCGUACAUCGAAUACGAGAACCAGCUCGACGACCUCCGGAACCUCCGGAAGCGGGCCAUCCUCGGCGAGCUUCGGCAGAAGGGCGGCCGCGAGGAGGAGGAAGAGGAUGGGAGAAGGGAUAAGACGGUGAAGUGGAACAAGUCCAUCUCGGACGUUGCUGGGGUUCGGCGGAUCUUGAAUAUCUACAGGAUGGCAGUUGUGAGGUACAAAGGGGAUUUGGAUCUCUGGUUCAGAUACCUGGAGUUCUGCCGCGACCGCAAGCAUGGGCGGAUGAAGAAGGCACUUGUUGAGGCAAUCAGAUUUCAUCCAAAGGUCCCUGGGCUUUGGAUUUAUGCUGCAGCUUGGGAGUUUGAUCAAAAUUUAAAUGUUGCAGCUGCUCGUGCUCUCAUGCAGAGUGGUCUGAGGGCUUGUCCAAAAUCAGAGGACCUUUGGAUUGAGUAUCUACGGAUGGAGCUCACUUAUCUUAAUAAAUUGAAGGCUAGAAAGGUUGCUCUUGGAGAAGAUAUAAAGACAUUGGAAAAGGAAAAUGGGGAGGCUAAUCAGUGGAAAGAAGAAAACAAGGAUCUUUUUAUGCCUCUGAAUGAAGAACGAGGGGAUGCUGAGGGAUCAGACAUACAAGAAGGUGCCUUGGAAAAGAAAGAAAACCUAUUCUGGCAGAAAGGUUCGAUGAUUCUUCAAACUAUAUACCAUGGAGCUGUGGAGGCUCUCCCAUCAAGUAUGAGCUUGCGGAAGCGAUUCUUGGAGAUACUGGAUAGUGUGGAUCUGGCGCAUUCUGAUGAAUUAAAGAUAGAGGUGAUGGAAGACUUUAAGAAAGACUUCUCCCACGAUGAAAAUUACUGGGACUGGGUUGCAAGGCUUCAGGUCAGCGAUUCUGCAAAUCAUAAGGAAUCAAAGAGAGAAGUAGUUCUCUCCAAGUUGGAUAGGGCAGUUCAGGUUUAUGAGGAGGCUGUGAAAGUCUUGCCAACUGCCAAGAUGUUCUCUCUUUAUGCAAAAUUUUGGUUGGAUGUGAUAUUUCCUGACAGAGAAGAUUCCAUUCCUGUGCUCAGUAACUGCAGGGUUGAUGCUCUAGAUUUCAGUUCAUCUAUAUUACAGGUAUAUGAAAAUGCUGAAUCAAGUGGAUGCCUUACUGAGGAUCUUGCCUGCCAAUACAUUUCAUUUUACUUGCAAACUGGGAGAUUAGAGGAAGCCAGGAACCUUUCAGAGAAGCUUUCCAAUGGUAAAUUUUCAGGUUCUGCAAAUUUAUGGGUUCUGAGAAGUUCCAUGGAGAUGAAGUGGCUUACAGAUAAAUCUGCUUCCAUAAGCAUGGAUGAGUUGCAUUCUGUCUUUGAACUCCUAAAAAAUGUGUUGACUGGGUUGUCCCUUCCAGAAGCUGAGUGCUUGUGGCUUAUGGCCCUGAAGUUUUUUUCAAACAAUAAAGACCUUUUCCAAAAGCUGCUGAAGUAUGUCACGAUAGCAUUGGCCAGAGCUGGUGGCACCGACUCUGGAUUUUCCAUCACUUCUUCUAUUGUGAAUUGGGUUCUCCAAAGAGAUGGUAUUGAGCAGGCAAGAGAGAUGUAUAAGCGAUUUCUAGCUUUACCCCAUCCAAGUCUUAAAUUCUUCAGGCAUUGCAUUGAACUGGAAUCGAACCUUUCUUCUGUUGGAGAUAGUGCUGCUCUUCGAAAUGCCCGCAAGUUGUAUGAAUUAGCUAUAGCCAUUUAUGCCCAAAAUAGAGAAUUAUGGAAAGAAUACUACAUUAUGGAAAUGAAGGUUGGAACAUCUGAAACAGCAAAUGCUGUCUAUUGGCGUGCUCGAAAAAUACUGAAGGACACCAUUAUGUUGUCAGUUCCUAGUGACUUGUGAUGCAUUUUUUUUUGGUGUAGCAUCAUAUCAUAGUUUUAAUUUAAUUAUUCAAUUUGUUUAUCUUAGGGAACAGGUGAAAAUCUUUGUAUGAAAAUUUUGGCUGCUUAAUUUAAUGUAACCAUUAAGAAAGGUUUGGAGGAUGGAAACUGUUGUGCUAUUGGUUUCUACUUAUGGCUAUGCAUAAUCUGCCAUUUAAACAUUAGUGAUGAGCAGAAGUUAUCUGCGGAA